CUCGUGACGACAUCGGGAUCUGGUCAUUUUGAACGAAUCUCGUGAGUGAAUGGCUGCGCGGAGGGGCAGAGCUGUACGUGCGUCGCAGUCGUGUUGAGCAUCGGUCCGGGCGUCGUCGUGCGGCCGCAAUGGUUCAGACGUGCUCGGCUUACGGCUGCAAGAACCGCUACCAUAAAGACAAAGAAAUCUCAUUCCACAAGUUUCCUCUGGCACGACCAGAUGUUAGUGCUAAAUGGGUGGCGGCGAUGAGGAGGAACAACUUCAAGCCAACAAAGUACAGUAACAUCUGCUCGCAGCACUUCACUAAAGACUGCUUCAAGAGAGAGUGUAACAACCGGGUACUGAAGGAGAACGCCGUGCCGUCACUCUUCACCUUCACCCUCAACGUCAAGGCAGAGACCCUGGAGGAUCCUUUCCCCUCGGACAUCCACUUCCCUCGGACCUCUGACCCGGUGGUAGAAGAGGAGCUGCCAGGGAGCAGCCUGCCUGACACGCGCUGCGACACAGCGGCCGUCUCCUGCGACCACAACUACACGGCGGAGGACUCUGCUCGGCAGAGGAAGCGCAUGGAGCAACUGGAAGAGCAGCUGGGGAGUCUGAGGAAAAAGCUGAAGACAACGCAGCAGAAGUGUCGGCGGCAGGAGAGAGAGCUCAAAAGACUGAGGGCGGCAUGUGAGACCCCAACGACGGGCCGCCAGCUGCCAGCAGCUCUCGGAGAGGAAUAUGUGAUUCUGCCCAAGCACGUCUACUACACACUAAAAGGCCUUAAGUAAAACGUAAUAAAGCUAGGAGAGAUGAGGGAGGUCCACCUAAGCAGCAGGUUGAAAUCUGCUUUAGGCUUAAUCUCAUGUCUCAGCAGCAGCAGCCAGGCGGCUGUGGAGGAGCUGCUGAGCAAGGCAGCAAAGGCCCGAGCUGAGGUCUGAAGGAUUUCCUUGUUUGGAAUGCAAAUGCAUCACGUGGAAGACUUGAUGUAUUCCUCCGAAUAGACAUGACCCCUUGUGUACAUUUCUUUAUCUGUUUGGGUCUUGAGGACUUGCACAUAAUAAUCUUCAAAGCCAGAUUAUUGUACUCUUUUGUAACAUUACAAUGUCUCAUGUUAAUACUUAAUGUGUCAAAUAGGCAAACGUAUGUCCUAUGAGCAAAAACCUCAGGCUUUAGACUGGCUUAUGUCCUCUGUGAACUCUGUUUCCAACAAUAUUAUUUUUUUUCUAGUAAUGGCUGAUUUCUUUUAAUAGUCCUCACCAGGCAAAGCAAUCCCACAAAGUGCAGGGACAAAUGUGACUCAGCAACCAGGUGUCUAUCCAUUAGCCAAGCUAAGUAUAUGGGACUGAUAGUAAGCAAAAUGACAUAAAAUGUUUGAUUGUUUUUGAAAUUUGUCUAAAAAGAUCAAUAUAGUUUUAGUCCAUUUGAAUAUCCUGAUCAAUGGAGACUAUUGGAGAAUGCACCAUCGUCACCAUAGACACGUAGAAGAUUCUUUUAUUAGUAAAAUAACAUGCUGCUUAUUUGGGAAAUUUAGAUUUAAGCAUUAAUAUUUAGACCAACAAUUAAAAACACAUACACAUUCAAUUGUCUACCAAUAAUCAGUAUUUGCACACUCAAACCACAUCUGGGGACACGCUUCUACAGAUGUGUUGGAGAUUUCCAGCAGGUUUGGGUUGAAAAUCUGUCCUUGAUUAACUAA
Molecule: messenger RNA, 1681 nt
Organism: Pungitius pungitius (ninespine stickleback)
Lineage: Eukaryota; Metazoa; Chordata; Actinopteri; Perciformes; Gasterosteidae
Product: THAP domain-containing protein 1
Exons: 3
Coding region: 129-773 (214 amino acids)
Source: RefSeq, a predicted model, not a curated record